GGCACCCUGUGUCCGUCUCUCUUGCAGCGCUGGGUCUGUCCGUCCGCUCCCAGAUCCUGAAGCUGGGCGAGGAUUGGAUCUUCCUCUUCCUCUUGGGUAUCUGCAUGGCGACCAUCAGCUUCGGCCUCGACGUCAUCAUCUCCAAGUUCCAGCGAGCCAACCUGUGGGUGUACGACGCGCUGGAGGGGUACCGGGCCCUGCAGUACUUCUCCUGGGUCCUCUACCACACGGGGCUCAUGAUGGUGUCAGCCGGAGUCGCCAAAUACAUCUCGCCACAGGCUGCAGGCUCCGGGAUCCCCGAGCUGAAGGUGACGCUCCGGGGAGUCGUGCUGAGCGAGUUCUUCACCCUGCGAACUGGCCUGGCCAAGCUGGUCGGGGUGAUCUGCACCCUGGGGGCCGGCAGCACCAUCUUCCUAGGCAAAGUGGGCCCCUUCGUUCACAUGGCCACGAUCCUGGCCACCCAGCUCGGCCGCGUGAUGGUUAGAGUCGCUGGGACCAAGGAGAACCCGGCCCGCAAGUAUGAGAUGUUGGUGGCUGGGGCGGCCGUGGGGGUGGCCUGCUGCUUCGUGGCCCCCGUGGGGGGGGUGCUGUUCUCCGUGGAGGCGACCGGGACGCACUUUGCGCUGCGCGAUUACUGGCGCGGCUUCUUCUCCGCCACCUGCGCCGCCCUCACCUUCCGGCUGCUGCCCCUGCUCCACGGCGAGAGCGAGACGGUGGCCGUUCUCUUCAGCACCAGCUGGCGCGUCGAGUUCCCCUUCGACCUGCCCGAGCUGCUCUCGUUCGCCCUGCUGGGGGCGCUGUGUGGGGCUCUCUGCUGCGUCUACCUCUUCUGCCACCGUAACCUGCUGCUGGCCCUGCAGAACCGGCCACUGCCCCAGCGCCUGCUGGGCCGCAAGUGA
Messenger RNA from Chrysemys picta bellii (western painted turtle), 899 nucleotides. NCBI's taxonomy places the organism in Eukaryota, Metazoa, Chordata, Testudines, Emydidae. The record is from RefSeq and is a predicted model, not a curated record.